Messenger RNA from Brassica napus (rape), 716 nucleotides. RefSeq names its product zinc finger protein 2-like. The transcript has a single exon. The record is from RefSeq and is a predicted model, not a curated record. Gene Ontology annotation, biological process: negative regulation of abscisic acid-activated signaling pathway. Bases 16 to 564 code for a protein of 182 amino acids. NCBI's taxonomy places the organism in Eukaryota, Viridiplantae, Streptophyta, Magnoliopsida, Brassicales, Brassicaceae.
UAUUCUCUAAAUAUAAUGCCCCUUAACCCCAAACUCUUCAAACACACUUCUUUCUUCUCAUUUUCUCUAACCUCUCCCUUUCUCUCUCACUCACUCUCUAAACUUUUAGGUAUGGACUUCCAGCCAAACACAUCUCUACGUCUGAGCCUACCAAGUUACAAGAAUCACCAACUAAACCUAGAACUUGUCCUCGAGCCUUCUUCUACGUCUUCUUCUUCUUCCACAAACUCAUCAUCAUGUUUGGAGCAGCCUAGGGUAUUCUCUUGUAACUAUUGUCAAAGAAAGUUUUACAGCUCUCAAGCUUUAGGUGGCCAUCAAAACGCUCAUAAGCUAGAGAGAACCUUAGCCAAGAAGAGUCGAGAACUCUUUAGAUCCUCAACUACUGUUGAUUCUGAUCAACGUUACCCGUUCUCCGGCCGGUUUGAGAUCUACGGCCGUGGCUAUGAAGGAUUUGUCGAAAGCGGUGGCCGGAUGGACUUCUCAGGCCGUGGUGUGUCGGAGAGUGGUCUUGAUCAGGAUCAGGAUCAGGAGAUGAGUCACCUUGACUUGUCGUUAAGGCUCUAAAAUAGUUUUUAUUUUGUUAGAAAUAUAAUCAUCUCAAUUGUUAAUCCUGAAUUAAAUGUUUUUCAAUAAGUCUAUUUCUUACCAGUCAUGUUUUUAAUGUAAAAUCGAAUCAAAAUUUAGUUUUGAAAGAUGGUAUCUAUGUUUUUGUUUUA